UUAAGCAUGGUCGGCGAGUUGCUUUUGCGUCUGUAUGACAGCUAUUCGUUAAUUCUAGGCGUUACCUCGUACUUUCGAGUGUCACAGAGUUAUCGCGAGACGUGGCUAACGCGCGGCUAUGUCCUGGUCGUGAAUGUCUUGACGCUCAGUCUGCUGCCUUUGGCAUUCUGGCUGUCAGCACAGUACGUCAGGACAAUUGGUUGGUUUCCAAACUUGUUGACCUACACCACAUAUAUACUCUUCACGGUGUCCUAUGUCACUAUCGUCUAUACUCUAAUCACACGUUCAUGUCGGGAUACGGCGCUGCUGAAGGUGCACGGAAUCGUGCAGAGAUUGAAGCGAGCACCAGAUUUUGUUGUUGAGCAUUCGGUCGACGGCACUCUUGACAAUUUGUAUAAUUUAAAGUUGGGCUCUGUUCUGAUCAUCUGCCUGUUCGGCAUGUCAACCUGCCUAGUGAUACCGAACGAGAAGAGGUUCAGCGUCAUGCUCUGCGCGUUCUUCUACUUAAAUGCCAUGAAUAUUCCUCUGAUCGCCGUCCAUCGUUAUUUUCUGGCUCUAUGGGACAUCGCCUUUUGCUAUCAGAGUCUCAAUAAGGAGUUGUCACAGCUUCUGGAUUCUCUGAUCAAAGAGUCUCCAUCGCGUCUCCAGCUGGAGCAGCUGCAGCAUUUGUGGAUGUUACACAGCCUGUUGGGUCGCUGUACACUGAGACUCAAUAAGAUCUAUGAGCUGCUUAUGCUGGCGGCGCGCUUUGAGAAUUUGGCUUUCUUUGCGAUUAAUGGAUAUUGGGGAAUACUCUUCUCAUCUAACGUUAACUCGCCUUUCUAUGUGAUUCUCUACGGAGCGAUGAACUAUUAUGUGCAUGUAAUGGACUAUUAUCUAUUGAAUUUCAUGUUUGAUCAGACUAUAAGGUACCAGAGUGCGAUACAGCACAGUCUUAGCGAGGUACCUUGGUCAAGGGAGCUGAAUGCCUUUGUCCUGUAUGCGUGCACUUCCAAGCUGAGCCUUUGGGUUUGCGGUCUCUAUAAGGCGAAUCGUCGCAGCUGGUUCCAGAUGCAGAUCUCCAUCAUAACUUUUUCCAUUUUGUUGCUGCAGUUUCAUUUGGUGCAUAAUAAGAAAUAUACUUUGUAAGACUUUUUUUGUAUGUAUAUAAUUUAAAUAAUUUAUUGUUAAAUUUCGAUUGGUCCAUGAAAUAUCAGA
Drosophila hydei is the source of this 1197-nucleotide messenger RNA. Its product is annotated as putative gustatory receptor 59b. The record is from RefSeq and is a predicted model, not a curated record. NCBI's taxonomy places the organism in Eukaryota, Metazoa, Arthropoda, Insecta, Diptera, Drosophilidae. Gene Ontology annotation, cellular component: membrane. Gene Ontology annotation, biological process: sensory perception of taste. The coding region runs from base 7 to 1128 and encodes 373 amino acids. The transcript is spliced from 2 exons.